AGCACAAUUCCAUCAGUCGAAUAAUAAAGCCACCACAAUGUUCAGAUUUCACAAAACAAAGGAUGUCAUUUCGCUUUUCCACAAUGCCAAAUCCCCAGCUUCUCUGAGGGUGCAUACUCUCCUCAAGCAAAUCUCUGCCAAUGCCAGCGAGCCGGCAACCGAAGACCAAGCCAGUGACCACACUCCGCAAACCAACCCCAAAAGACAAGAAUUCGAUCUCGAAGUCACCGAAGCGCCUCCCACCCCAGAUCAAUUGAAGAGCAUCCUCGAGUAUGUGGGAGCUCAGAAGGCUAGCACAAUCAUCAAGGGUGCGAGGGACGAGGCAGAUGCGAUGAAGAAGCUGAAGGAGAAUUCAGAGAACUUCCAGAGACCUAUCACUGUUGAUUGGGCGAACGGACGAGUGGUUGCGGGUGCCAAUGAGUCGGAGAUCUUGAAGAUGGUUCAAGAUCUGCCGGAGAGUUAGAGAGGAGUUGUAUAUGAUACCAGCAUGAGGUCAUGAAAAGCGUAAGGCGAUGAGAUGCUUCGGGUUUGGGAUGCCCAAGACACCAUCAGCUGCUCAUUUGUACUUUUAAAUCUUGAAAUCACGUCUC
Messenger RNA from Hyaloscypha bicolor E, 590 nucleotides. RefSeq names its product DUF1687-domain-containing protein. NCBI's taxonomy places the organism in Eukaryota, Fungi, Ascomycota, Leotiomycetes, Helotiales, Hyaloscyphaceae. The transcript is spliced from 3 exons. Gene Ontology annotation, cellular component: mitochondrion. The record is from RefSeq and is a predicted model, not a curated record. Bases 38 to 463 code for a protein of 141 amino acids. Gene Ontology annotation, molecular function: oxidoreductase activity.